UUUACAUUAUCUCUCUUUUUCCUGUAUCUCCUUGUGCUUUGCAUGGUGAAUUGGUGAUGGAUAGUUGCAGAGAUCAGUUAUUGUAGCGAUGCAACACAUUCAUGGCUUCUCUCCUCCAAGAGAAACCUCAACACUCUCCCUCCUUAUUCCCUCCUCAAUUACCAGACGACUUCACACCUCCAACAAGUCCGCUUCUUGUUCUGUCUCUCAUGGCACAGACAGAAAGAGUUCCCUGUAUAAAUCCCAAAUCCUCUCUCUGAAAACCAAUCUCAAACGACUUACUUCCCGUGUCGUCGAGCUUACCCGUAGAAGGCAACUCCAUCAGAUAUUUGAGGAAAUUGAGAUUGCCAAGCGACGUUACGGGAAGCUGAACACCAUUGUGAUGAAUGCAGUCAUGGAGGCUUGUGUUCACUGUGGUGAUAUUGAUUCAGCCCUUCAAAUAUUUGGUGAGAUGUCAAAACCAGAGAGCUGUGGUGUUGAUUGUGUCACCUUUGGAACCCUUUUAAAGGGUUUGGGUGAGGCUAGAAGAAUUGAUGACGCAUUUCAAUUACUCGAAUCUAUAGAGCAAGGUGCUGCUGCAGGGAGUCCAAAGCUGUCACCGACACUCAUCUAUGGUCUUUUGAAUGCUUUGAUCGAAGCAGGAGAUCUCCGCCGUGCCAAUGGUCUUGUUGCACGUUACCGCUUUUUGCUACAUGAAGGAGGUGGUCCAUCAAUUUUGAUGUACAACUUAUUAAUGAAGGGAAAUAUAAAAAUGGGUUUUCCUCAGGAUGCUUUAACUUUGCAUGAUGAAAUAGUACGCCAAGGAUUGAAGCCAGAUCAGCUCACCUAUAAUACCCUGGUUUCUGCAUGUGUCAAGGCUGGAAACUUGGAGUUUGCUAUGCGAUUGUUUGCAGAAAUGAAGGAUGAAGGACAGAAGGUUAAGCGUCGUGAUCUAUUUCCUGAUGCUGUCACUUACACUACCUUACUUAAGGGUUUUGGGCAUGCCAUGGAUCUCCUUUCAAUUCAGAAGAUUGUGAUGGAAAUGAAAUCAUCACAUGGUCUAUUUAUUGAUCGAAUUGCAUACACUGCAAUAAUUGAUGCAUUGUUAAAUUGUUACUCAAUUAAAGGUGCUCUUUGUCUAUUUGGGGAGGUAUUGAAGCCAAGUGGUCAAAAUCCAGACCUGCGGCCGAAGCCCCACCUUUACAUUUCAAUGAUGCGGACAUUUUCUUUUCUUGGAGAUUAUAGAAUGGUGAAAACUUUACAUACACGCAUGUGGCUAGAUACGGUAGGAACUAUUGCUCCUCCUGUUCAAGUAGAAGCUGAUGAGCUUCUCAUGGAAGCAGCAUUGAACAAUGGUCAGGUUGAUGUGGCUAGACAAAUUUUAUCAAAUAUUAUUACAAGAUGGAAAGUGACGUCUUGGACAAGCAGAGGAAGCAUGGUUGCUGUGUGUAUAGAGGCUUUGUCUGGAUUCACCCUAUCUACACUAUGUCCUCACGUUCUAUAUCAGGUUCCAUUGAGUGAUCCUAUUGAGAAUAUCAUGACUCCAUUUGCAGAAGCCCAUCCAUUACAUUUUACCUUGGACUUGAAGAAAGUGGUGAUGCGAUUUUUUAGUGCACCUGUUGUCCCUGUCAUUGAUGACUGGGGCAGCUGUAUAGGACUAGUGCAUCGAGAAGACUGCUAUGAGGUACUAUUCCAUUUCCACUAUUUAUUUCUAAAAUUCUUAAGGUGGUUGAGUGGUUCCAUCUACUGUCUAUUUUUCUUGGAUUAG
This is a messenger RNA of Telopea speciosissima, 1747 nucleotides long. Its product is annotated as pentatricopeptide repeat-containing protein At5g10690. The transcript has 11 exons. Bases 89 to 1747 code for a protein of 552 amino acids. The record is from RefSeq and is a predicted model, not a curated record. Lineage: Eukaryota; Viridiplantae; Streptophyta; Magnoliopsida; Proteales; Proteaceae. Gene Ontology annotation, molecular function: protein binding.